Molecule: messenger RNA, 5732 nt
Organism: Loxodonta africana (African savanna elephant)
Lineage: Eukaryota; Metazoa; Chordata; Mammalia; Proboscidea; Elephantidae
Gene: MNT
Product: MAX network transcriptional repressor
Exons: 6
Coding region: 1397-3160 (587 amino acids)
Biological process (GO): regulation of transcription by RNA polymerase II
Molecular function (GO): DNA-binding transcription factor activity, RNA polymerase II-specific; RNA polymerase II cis-regulatory region sequence-specific DNA binding; protein dimerization activity
Source: RefSeq, a predicted model, not a curated record
GAGGGCCGGGCUUCCGCCCUCCACGUUGUUGUUCCCGAUUUGGGCCACGCCCCCUUGGCCUGAGCUGUAGACGCUUCUUCGCCGUAGCCUGUCCCGGCCCCGGAGCGAAGGACGGCCUCUAGGGUGGCACGGUCGGAUUCUCCACCCAUAUCAGACACGCGUGGACAAAGACAAGCGUUUAGGGGAAGGAAAGAGAAAGACUUGGUUUUAAAGAGGGGGUGGUAAAGAGUAAAGGGUUGGCCAGGGCACAAUUGAGGGAUUCCCUUCUAGCAUCUCUCCUUCCGCUCACUCAGUGGCCCCAUCCGCACCCACGAAUGAGACCCUGCAGAUACUGGCCCUUUAAACAUAAGGCUGGCGGUGCGGGGUGUCCAUGUGGAGCUGCUCCAUGCCGUGUUGUCCUGCCCUCCCAUUGGCCCGCAGCCCGGUGACGUCGCCUAAUAGGAUGCGAACGCACUGCGGGGGGAGGAACGGAGGCAAAACUCGGAACCGGAUCGCCACUCCGCUCUCUCCGCCCGUUCCCCAGCAGCCUCCUGCCGUCAGCUCCGCCCAGGGGCGGAUCCCGGGGGAAUUGCGACAGCCUGGAGAUUGCGGGAUUUGGGUCCCGUGUGAUUAGAGAGCGGAGACCCAGAGCGUCAUACAAGUCUUUACCAUCCUAAGGCUUCCCUGACCUAGAAUAUCCUUAUUUGAGCUAAUUUAAACCUUUAGUUUUUCACCAUCCAGCAAGACAGAUUUCGGGUGACCCAAACACCCGGCCCUUGCUCAACUUGUGGCUUGCAGGCGGGGCGGGGCGAGGCGGGAAAACGGAAAUACUGCGCGCGAACCGGGCUCGCUCUUCUCUCGCCCCCACCCAGGCCACGUGUGCGCGCGCCGUCUAUAGUGGGCGGGACCUGCCCACGCAAGACCCCGCCCCUCCCUUCGUGAGACGCCGCGGCCCAGCGGGCGGGGGCUCCGGUCCGGGCUUUGGCUGCGGCCCCGGUGUAGUAGCGGGGGCGGCGGCCGGGGGCAGCGCGGCUCCUUCCCUUGUUGUGUGUGUCGGUGCCUCCUCGCCAUCUUGUUGCACAGCCCUUUCUUGUCGGCGGGACUCCCGGGGGCCGCGGGGCGGGAGGCAUCGUAAGGGAGGAAGAGAGGGAGGGGAAGAAGUGAGGCAGUACCGCCUUUUUUUUUUUUUUUGCAUCAUAUUAAAAAAAUUUGCAAAUUUAUAUUUUGCAAAUAUUUUGGGAGACACUGACUUUUCUCCCCGUGCUCCCCCGUUCCUCCCUGCGGAGUGCGCUGCGCCGCCCAGCCCUGUCGCCCCCCGGAGGUGAUCCCUCCCUCUUGCCUGCCCGCCAGCCUGACCUGUGCCCGGCUCACGGGCCGCAGCCUCGGCCCCGGCGUGCCCCCGGCAGCUCUCGGCGCGAUGAGCAUAGAGACGCUACUGGAGGCGGCCCGCUUCUUGGAAUGGCAAGCGCAGCAACAACAGAGAGCACGUGAGGAGCAGGAGCGGCUUCGCUUGGAGCAGGAGCAGGAGCAGAAGAAGGCCAGUAGCCUGGCCAGGCUAGCCCAUGCCCUACCAGUGGAGGAGCCCCGCAUUGAGGCUCCACCCCUGCCUCUAUCCCCCCCAGCACCCCCGCCGGCACCUCCGCCACCACUUGCCACCCCCACCCCAUUAACUGUCAUCCCCAUUCCUGUAGUGACCAACUCCCCGCAGCCGCUGCCUCCUCCCCCACCACUGCCCCCCACAGCUCAGCCUCUGCCCCUGGCGCCUCGUCAGACAGCCCUGGUCAGCAGCCCUGGACUCAGCAUUAAGGAGCCUGCCCCCCUGCCCACCAGGCCACAGGUGCCCACCCCUGCCCCCCUACUGCCAGACUCGAAGACCACCGUUCCACCCACUGGUAGCCCCAAACCCUUGCAGCCCCUCCCCACACCUAUCCUGACCAUAGCACCACACCCUGGUGUCCAGCCCCAGCUGGCCCCCCAGCAGCCGCCCCCGCCCACACUUGGGACCUUGAAGUUGGCACCUGCUGAAGAAGUCAAAUCCAACGAACAGAAGAAGAGGCCAGGGGGGAUCGGCACCAGAGAAGUCCACAACAAAUUGGAGAAGAACAGGAGGGCCCAUCUGAAGGAAUGCUUUGAAACCCUGAAGCGCAACAUCCCCAACGUGGACGACAAGAAGACGUCGAAUCUGAGCGUGCUGCGGACGGCGCUGCGGUACAUCCAGUCCCUGAAGAGAAAGGAGAAGGAAUACGAGCAUGAGAUGGAGCGGCUGGCACGGGAGAAGAUCGCCACACAGCAGCGGCUGGCAGAACUCAAGCACGAGCUGAGCCAGUGGAUGGACAUGCUGGAGAUUGACCGAGUGCUCCGGCAGACAGGUCAGCCCGAGGACGACCAGGCCUCCACCUCCACCGCAUCAGAGGGUGAGGACAACAUAGACGAGGAUAUGGAGGAGGACCGGGCAGGUCUGGGCCCACCUAAGCUGAGCCAUCGGCCUCAACCAGAGCUGCUGAAGUCUGCCCUGCCACCCCCCAGCACUGCCCCUGGACCCCCGCCUUCCCACCCCCACCCCCACCCGCACCCCCACCCCGUGGCCCUGUCUCCUGCCCACCUCUCUGUGCAGCAACAGCCACAGCAGAAGACGUCUUUGCCAGCCCCUCCACCCCCACCGGCUGCCCCUACCCAGACGCUGGUGCCAGCUCCAGCCCACCUGGUGGCCACAGCUGGGGGAGGCUCCACAGUCAUCGCCCACACGGCCACCACCCAUGCUUCAGUCAUCCAGACUGUGAACCACGUUCUACAGGGGCCGGGCGGCAAGCACAUUGCCCACAUCGCCCCCUCAGCCCCCAGUCCUGCUGUACAGCUGGCCCCUGCCACACCCCCCAUUGGCCACAUCACAGUGCACCCUGCCACCCUCAACCAUGUGGCCCACCUUGGCUCCCAGCUGCCCCUGUAUCCACAGCCUGUGGCGGUGAGCCAGCCUGUAGCGGUCAGCCACAUUGCCCACACCCUUUCGCACCAGCAAGUGAACGGCACCGCUGGGCUGGGGCCCCCAGCCACUGUCAUGGCCAAGCCGGCUGUAGGGGCUCAGGUGGUGCAUCACCCCCAGCUGGUGGGCCAAACAGUGCUCAACCCUGUGACCAUGGUCACCGUGCCCCCCUUCCCAGUCAGCACACUGAAGCUGGCCUGAGGAUGAAGCCACUCAGAGGCCCCCAGUGGGGGCAGGGAGGGGGUCCGGUCCCCCACUCUCUCACCCACCAGCUCCACACAUUCCAGCCUUGCCCAGGCCCGCCCCACCCACACCCACCCCCAGGCCUCCUAGGGGAAGGGGGUGCAAAGACUCUGAGCCAGGGGAGAGGGGCCGCUCCAGGGAGCUGGGCACAGGGUGCGGGGGUCCCCGCUGCACUAGGACUUGAGAAAAUGACUGAUGAGAGAGACGCUGGUGAGCGUGCCAUCUGUCCAGCCUGGUGCCAGCUCCAAUUCCGUUCCUGCCUCCCCAUCCUGUCCCCUGAAAUCAGUGCGAUGUGGACAUCACCUUCUCUGACUUCUCCCCUGCCCUCCCUGCCUUCCUGUGCUGCUGCUGCUGCUGCUAUUGCUCUGUCUGGUGAGGUGGCCAAGUGCUCUGGCCCCUGUCCCGAGACUCAGUGUUCUCCUCCCAGGCCUUUGAGGGGGAGGGGGAGAGCAGAAUGUGGCCCAGAAGCCUGGGAGUUGGGGUAUGAGAGGCCCUGCUCUGAGCACAGGUGACAGAUCCUAGGAAGUGGCUGGUCUGUUGUCCCAUCCAUACUGGUGGGUCCCCCGCCCAGCCUGGGGCUUUCUGACCCAGUGCAGUCACUAAUCCCUUACAGCAGAAAGUAAGGCAAUUUUUUUAUACCAAUAAGCCUAGCCCAAGCUGUUGCCAAGCCUCCUGAAGGGGGGCAUUGGACAAGCCUCCCCAACCCCUGCCACUGGGGGUGGGUAAAAAUGGGGCUUGGCUGCCUGCUGCCCACCCUGCCCCCCAGCCUGCUUCCCUGGUCUCUGCUUAACGUUGCACAUCCCCCCCAGAGGAGGGGUGGGCCUGGGCUGCCGGGAAGACCUGAGCCAGCAUCCGUUCUCAGUCCAGGAGCCUUGCAGCCUUGCUGUUGAGGUGUCAGGCAGUUCAAGUACAGAGGCUUGGCCAGAGCCCCAAACCCCAUCCUACAUGGGACUGGAUGAAGGGAGCAGGCAAGCUGGGACAUUAACUGCUGCUUCAGCUCCAAUUUCCCAGCCUGUCUUCACCCCCUCCUUUUCUCUCUGGUGGGCUGUUUGGAGUGUACUCCCCCUGGUGGGGGCUGCUGCAUGCCCCCACUUUCCUCUGAGGAAAGUCCUUGGUUGGGUUGAGUUCUGUGGAGAGGAGGGCCUGUGUGUAGGGAACGCUGCUUCCCGCCUCUGCCUUGGCGCCUGCUUCAGUUUUUUUAAUGUGGGUAUUUAUUACAAGUGGCCUUGUGUCAGACACUCAGUUACACACGUGCACACUCAGCUCCCCACAGAUACACUCACUGAUGGCCUUUCAGUGUGAGGAGGAAGCUAGUGUCCCUAGGCAGGAAGUUUGCAUUGGCAGGCUGGGGGGCAGGACAGGUGAGUUCAGGGGUCCUGAAUCCUCUGGAGGUUCCCACAGGGCACUGAGGUGGCCAGCAGAAGUUGGGAUAGAUUGUCCCUUGAGAUAAAGACUCCAUAGACAUGUAAGUACUCCCUUUAAGUUCCUUCCUGGUCUGGGAGACCUCCCAGGGGACUGUUGCUUAGUUCUCAUGUGUCUCCAUGGGCUGGGGAAGGGGUGGCCUAUCAGGUCACCACUAUCAAGGCCUCUAGGAGAAAGGAGGUCUGAGGUGCAUGCCCAGACCAGUGCAGCAGUCCCACCUCACCUGCCUGAUGUCUCCCUGCGGUUGUAGCCACCACCCCCACCUGGAACUCUUGAUUCUUGGGCGAGUCAGGUUCCAUGAUUCCAGAUUAGUGACAAAAGAGCAGAGAGAGGCAGGACUGCCACCCCAGGGGACAGAAGCAUUGGCGAACUUGCCCUUCCCCACCGCCCCUUUCACUGCGCCCUGCACCCUGAGGCCGGCUCCAGAGCAGAACUGUUGUGCCAGCCCGUUGGGCCUGCACAGAUACCUCAUUGCCCCUGCCCUGCCGCACCCCUCCCUGGCCCGCCAGCUUUGGGGCCUCCGAAUCUAGUGCCGAAUGACUCAUGUCCAGAUUGGUGAAGAUGGGUGUUGUUGCUGUUGUUUUUGUUGUGUGUGAACGCUGUGACGCCGUGUGCCCGAGCAGGCAGCUGCCACCCAGCCCUUCCUUGGGCAUCUCCCCUCCGUGAGCUGUUGGGACCACAUAUGUCCUCCCCCUGUGGGAACACCUGCCCCUUCCCUCCUUCACCCUUCCAGCCUGGGGGACACACAGACACAUCUUACCUCUCAUGCGUGUUUUACUUUUUGAUGUUCAGAGUGGCUCACUGGCUGGGAGUCUUUACCUCGGGGAGAUGGGGAGGCUGGUUCCUUGGGGGGUGCCAAAGAAGGGCAGGGAGUGCCUGGAGGGUAGCUAGGGGGUCACCAUACUCCUGCUCUCCAGGAGCAGCUUCUUCUUUCCCCAUCCCAGGGUCCCACCCUCCACCCCUCAAAGAGGUGGCGCUUGUUUACAGUGAGGACUCGGUCACUGUGUCUCCGUUUCCUGAAACAUAAACUGUAGCGACCCCAGACUGUAGAAAUUUUUAUGUGUUUGGAUACAUCUGCUGUGUGGGAAAAAAAAAAAAAAUACAAAAA